UUUAGUAAGACGUUCCUGGCUCGCCCAUCGUAGGAUCGAUGAGCGAAACUCUGGUCUGGAGUUUCAGUUUGAGAGUUAAGACUUAAGAGGCGGAGAAGGACCUCCGCUUUCUUAUCCAUUGGUUACCAUCAUCUCCCUCUGCUGAAGAAGAGCGUAAAAUUCAACGCUACAACAGACAUGGCAACCGUCUCAGACUACGGAGCUUUCAUGGAGAAAUUCAUUCUUCUACCAAGUUCUUCAUCCCAUGAUCUUCCGUUAAGUUCUCUUACUUUUGCGGUCAAAGAACUGUUUGAUGUGGAGGGUUAUGUGACUGGAUUUGGGAAUCCUGACUGGGCGAGAACUCAUUCGGUGGCGACAUCCACUGCUCCGGCUAUAUUAGCUCUCCUAAAUGCAGGUGCCACUUGUGUCGGAGAAACUGUCAUGGACGAAAUGGCUUACAGUAUAAACGGAGAGAAUAUACACUAUGGGACACCUAGGAAUCCGUGUGCGGCGGAUAGGGUGCCUGGGGGUUCUUCUAGCGGCUCUGCUGUUGCAGUCGGGGCAAAACUUGUAGAUUUCUCCCUAGGAACCGACACCGGAGGAAGUGUAAGAGUGCCUGCUUCGUAUUGUGGGAUUUUUGGGUUUCGUCCUUCUCAUGGAACUGUUUCAACAUCAGGAGUUAUUCCCAUGGCACAAAGUUUUGACACUGUGGGAUGGUUUGCUAGGGAUCCUGUGAUUUUGAGCAGAGUCGGACGUGUGCUUCUGCAAUGGCCUGAAGUCGCACCUGUCAGACCCACUCGCAUUAUUAUCGCAGACGAUUGUUUUCAGCUGUCAAGCACUCCACACAAUCUAGUUAUGCAAAUUCUCAUCAAAGUGGUUGAGAAGUUAUAUGGAGGUCAUGUAUUGAAGCAUGAAGUCUUGGGCGACUAUGUAAAGGUCAGGGUACCAACUCUAAGGCACUUCAUGAGUAAUAGUCAAUCAGAUCAAGUUUAUAACAUUCCAUCUCUGGCAGCUCUUUCAAGUGCCAUGCGAUUACUUCAGAGGUACGAAUUCAAGAAUAACCAUGGCGAAUGGGUUAGCACAGUGAAACCUGACUUGGGUCCAGGAAUAUCAGAACGUGUAUCAGAAGCCCUGAGGACAACGGGGGAAAAUAUUGAUCUCUGUCGGUCAGUAAAAGAGGAACUGCGUGGUGCUCUUUCUGCUCUUCUUGGGGAUUUCGGUGUGCUUGUAUUUCCUACGGUUCCAGGGCCACCGCCAAAACUGAAAACAAAUACGCCUGAUCUGGAAAUUUUUCGCGCAAACGCUUUUGCCCUGUUAUCCAUUGCUGGAGUAUCCGGAUUUUGCCAGGUUAACAUACCUCUGGGGAUACAUGACGACCUUCCCGUAUCGGUUUCUCUAGUGGCUACGCACGGUGCUGAUGGGUUCUUGCUCAAUCUUGUUGAGUGUCUUUAUGACCUCCUUAAGCAAGAGAUAACACCAUCUUCCCAAUGAAAGGCUUGUUUUGAUAGGUCGCAUAUAUAACAUCUCAUGGAAUCGGCAACUUUAUGAAAAUCAUCCCGAUCUAUUGUUGCAUAUUGCAAAUAGUUUCCAGGAGAAUCCGCCUUCCAGCCAAACAUUAGGGGGGAAAAACUAUACGUGUGUUUAAUGGUGAAAUACAACUAACUCCCUUAUUUAUUAGUAUGCAUUUAUCUUUUUGAAUACGGAUGUCUAAUAUUUAUUCGAUUGUUCCAUGCCAAUGGGUAUUUAUAUGGAUAAGGUGUCUACCCAGCAUUUAAUAUUGGGUUAAUAUGUAAUUUUAAUUUUGAACUAUAAGACAAGAAGUGAUUUAAAUUUUA
Messenger RNA from Prosopis cineraria, 1814 nucleotides. Its product is annotated as amidase 1. Lineage: Eukaryota; Viridiplantae; Streptophyta; Magnoliopsida; Fabales; Fabaceae. The transcript is spliced from 10 exons. Bases 178 to 1470 code for a protein of 430 amino acids. The record is from RefSeq and is a predicted model, not a curated record.